GAGAAGGUUCCAUCCUUUGUUUUCUUUUUAUCAUACAUGACUGAAGCAAUGUUAAGACCGAAUGGUCGAAUUAGAUUUUAGUUGUCUGAUCUCAGUUGUCUGAUUCAGUUGUCAAUCUUUGAAGCAAUCCUUAGUCUGUGCAAAUGAAUCUUACAACAUUCGCAGUUGCUAAUUCCACUUUUCCAGAGAGGCCGGGAACUGUAAACGUGUGAAACGAUGACUCCAAGCCACCACCACUCCCUACCUGGCCAUGAGCUUUAUGAUCGUCUACGGGAAGCUCUACGUUUGGCAUCCUAUGAUGAACUUGAUAGCAUCUUGAUCGAGCUUAAAACAGUAUGUUGUACCGCAGCGGAAGAAUCCGACAAGAAAGAAUGCGAAAAAAAGCGCAGCAUCGAAAAGGAUGAACUUAAAUUUUGGCUCAUCGAUGUUGGGCGCCUGAUGUUCGAAGAAAAGGCUAAAACUAGAGAGCUAGCUCUGGAUGCAUUUGAGUCUGCUGUGGUCCACAUCCGUACCACGGACUAUCAAGAUCAUUCAUCAUGGAGUGAAUUACGAGAGAUAGUCAGCAAGGAAUACACAUCCCUGCUGGAUAUAGCCCGCAGCGAGAAGGAUCCCAACUGGCAUCGGGUAUGGUCGGUUCUGGUGCGAAUUAUGAAUCGAGAUCUUUGCCAGGGCUCGACAAUCAUAAACAUGUUCUUAUCGAUCGUUGAAGCUGGAUUUCGUUCUCCAGAGCUAUCAAUCCGGGAACAAUCAUUUGAUUGCUGGAGGUUACUGGUUGAAAUCUUUGCCAAUAACAAACAGAUCAACAUACCUAAACGGGUGAAGUUGAUAUGCAUUCCGCUGAAAAGCUCCAAAUCCAAAACGGAAACAAUUGCAUUGAAAAAAUUUGACAUCUGGUGGUACCUGCUAUGCCAACUACGUCCGCAAUUGGACACUAUGGCCGAAACGAUUUUUGAACCAUUUAUAUACUUCUGUUUUGGACCUUCAUUUAAGACGCCCUUGUGCUAUUAUUUUGAUGAAUCAUAUAAAGAGCUCGGUGCUCCGGGUAAAAUGUAUCAGUCUAUCAAACAACUAUCAGGCAUUGCGUUAAUUCAUCUUCUAGGACCAGCCACGGAUAUUUGUAAAACGCUACUUACCUGUCCGGACAAUAGUGGUUCAACACUAUCUUUUGAAUUCCCUCAAACUGAAAUGGCCAUUUCUGAUAUGCUGUUUUCGACAAAAGCAAAAUUAAUAAUUGAUUCCUGUAUUGAGUGUACUGUACUGCUCUCAGAAAUGCAGCAUCUUGAUUAUAGAGCAGUUAACAGAUGUGUUUGGAAUAAUUUGAUAAGACGCAUUCAAAAUGAGAAAACGAUUCCCAAAAAUGAUAUGUUGCAGUGGAUCAAAGAGGACAUGAACGCGCUUUUAAAACUGUGUCUUAACUCCAAGCACGACACUGCCCUUCGUGAUCUACUGUAUGAUACAUUGUUAAUCAUUGCGGAGAGUGAUUUACUUCACGUCAAAAUUGGAUACGAUUCACCAGAGCAGUUGAUGUUUAAUUAUCAGAUGAUUAUGCCAUUUGUGUUAAACUCUCAUCUUCCGUUUCCUGAUUCGAAAAGUGAAGAAAUAACAAACUGCUUAUUUGAUCUGAAAAGAUACUCCGCUCAAAACGCGUAUUGGGACAUGCUUCAGAAAACUAUCCAAUACAUUUCCCAUCAAGACAAAAACAGUACCAAUAACAGCAUUCAGUUUCGCACGAUACGAACUCGCAUUUACAUACUGUUGGGAAAUCAUCUUGCUGAUCAAAUGAGUGCCGAUUCGGAAGGAUUUCUAGCUCAUCAAACCACAGUGAUGUCCUUUUUACUGUACCCAUUGGAAUAUGACCAGCUACUUUUAGUUGAGAACGUGAAGGAACUCUGGACUAAGCUGUAUGAUGCAGUGGUAAAGCAUGACUCAAAAUGUUGCGAAUUAAAAAAUACAUUCUGCGAAAUGAUAAAAGCCAUGACGGUCGCAAAGCAUGGUUACAAUCUCGCAGUUCUGGCAGAUUUCUUCUGUUACAUAAUACAGUCACUGCCAGCGCACUUCGAAGCUACAAGUCCACCCGUAAAAGUGUUGGAGCUUUUUAAAGAUGUUUCUAGAAAAGGGCUCGCCUACAAAUCGAAUCUGGAUCGCGUGGAGGUAAUGGUACGUUGCUUCCGGGAACUUUUGGAAAAAUUGGACGCCAGAGAUAUAUUGAUCUUGGUGUUACCGAUAAGGAAUGCAAUUAACGAGCUGGUUUCGAAUGAAAAUGGGUUGGCUAUGAACGAAGUGAAAAAAACACUUAAAGUUGUAUCCAACAAAAUGCUUCUGAAGGAAAUGACUACGGAUUUGAUCUCUCAGUCCAAUGAUGUGAAAUGGAAUUACAAAAUGUUACUCAAGACCUUAUUAGAUUUACCAGAGGAUUUAAAAAAGGGUUGGAAAACUGCGGAAAUGAAAAAGCGUAUGAUCGCCUGUGAAGGUAACAUUAGCAACACCAAAACUCCAACACGUAAAACACCUGACGAUGAGUUCGUGGUGAUAGAAAAGGUAUGGAAGUUCCAACCGGAAAUGCUAACUGAACAUCAACGGGAAAAAAUGAUGGAGAAGCGAACAGAUAUUCCUGCAUUGUACAACGAUAUGAGCCAAUCGCAAGACAGUUUCGUUAUAAAACCGUGGACACCAAGUAAGGGUGUUGCUUCGUUAAAACAGGAACGUACUAAAGCUACCGCUGCUGUAACCACUGUUGACAACGCGCCUCCAAACCCGGUAGAAAGCAGUAUUGCAGCAAAAGAAAUCAUAGAAACUUUAUCGACAGUAGAAAGCGAUCCACUUAUAUCGACGACAACGGACAGUGCAUGUGAUUCCAACACGCACCGUUUAGAUAAAGAAAACAACAAUGGGAAUGUUCUGCGUGACCAAUCUGUAACAUCCUUAGAAAAGGAGGGGCAAACCGAAUCAGAGGAAGACAAGACGGCGGAAAAGCAACAAAACCGAAGAAAAUCUAUUUUAGAUCAACUGCGCAUCGACACAGUGGAAGGUAAAAAUCUUAAUGUGAUGAAUUUGUCACGCACCCGGCAUUCGGAAUUAUUGGAAACAAGAACCACAAGACGGAAAAGUAUGUCGAGUCAAAAAAUGGGGAACGAGAAAAAAAGAAAUAAUGGUGAAAUUAUAAACCACGACACCAAGAGUGCUUCUGCGUCAAAGGCAGUUAAAUCGAAAGGAACACAACAACGAGAAAGGCGAAUGUCUAGAAAACUGUUAAAGUUUGACAAUGACGAACAAGCUACCAAUUCAACGCCGUCUUCGUCGAGUCAACAUCAAUCCAAAGCUGAUGUAUCAGAUGAUGUAAUCGAAUCAUCUCAAUCCGACUCAUCUGAAACGACUAACAGAAGAACAUCCUUUGCAAAGCCAAAAGCUCAAGAACCGAAAGAAAAAACAAUCGCCCCACCGGCGCCAAGCACGGAAAUGAAGCAAACUGAAGAGAUCACGCUGCAAAACGAAACCCCUCAUCUAUCGCCCAUCAAAGAAAUGAAUGCUUCUGAUACUAGCACAGGCACUAAAGUAAACGACGUACAAAAUAAUGAAUCAGACAAUUCUGUACUUCCGAAUCAAAAAAAAGAAACUGGGGUAACUGUACCGGCAGAAACAAAAGAAUCACCUAAUAAAGGGAUUGCCUCCGAUGACAGCACUACGAAACCGGAAACACACCAACAAAGUUCUUCAACGAGUUCUGCUUGUGAACAACAAAAUGCUGUAGUAACAAGUCCAACCGUUAUGCUGUCCCCAAACAGACGCUCCUCUCGGCUGUCUCUGGAAGAUAACAAGCAGAACAUUGGCAAGUUGGUUGCUUUUUCGCCAAAGAAAUUGUUGGAAAAUAAGAAUGUGACAACAUUAUUAUACAGUCCCUCCAGAUCAAUUCAUAAGCAAGAAAUAAUGUGCAAAGGUACGCCAUCGAAAAACACUAAUGAUGCCUGCAAUAACGCAAUGAGAGAAGCGCUACAGAUCGGCAGCUCGUCGAACAGCACCACUAAUGACAAAGAUGAAUGUAAACUAGUUGAGAAUCGGAGCGGUUUGUCUAGCCCCAAGGUUGCACGGUUUAGUCCAUUAGUUGUGUUGGAACCGAUUGUAAAUCUCGGAAAGCCAUUGCAGGACGUCGAUGGAAGUGAACCAAAAGACAUCUCUCAUCCCAUCAGCUCAGCGAUGGUAACGCAAAACGACGAGAAACUUUCUAGCUGCAAUGCACAGCAAUCACAACCAUCCGAAGAACAUCGUGCAUCACACCUUACUCCUGCCACGCAUGUAGAUACGAAUGCCGAUUGCACCCCUAAGAUGUGUCCAGAACAACCGAUGAUAUCUGUAGAGCAAUCCACCCGUGAACAAUCAGAACUUGGCAUGGAACAACUUUCUCCUAUUAAGAAUUUGGACGAGGAGAUGGAGCCGCUGAAUAAGUCGCUCAAUCGUAGCAUAGUAUCAUCGCCAGAUCUUGCCGGUGUGGAAGAUAGGAAUGCCGAUUUGUUGAAUAGUACAUUGAAUAUUUCUCCAAUUUCGGAAGAGAAAGGUACCAUGACUAAAUGCGUGGAUAGUGGAGAGUUGGCCGGUAGCGCUGAUAGACGUUCAUCUGGACGGAUUGUUGGUAGAGAACGGGAAAUAAUUGCAACCAGCAACACACCCGUACAAACACCUCUUAUGUCCCGUCGCACUAAGCCCGACCCAACACCGCAGACUCCUUCAGGAUCGGGUAGUGGACUUAAAGCUCGCCGUCAGCAGCAGCCCUCUAUUACACGAAGUCCAAGGACAAGUAUGAUCGGUAUGGGUGGGCGUGGUGCACAACUGAUCAAUUUGAUUCGCAACCAACAAACCGAUCAAUCUCCAAAACCGAACACUCCUCCCCAAAAUGCAUCGACACCGAAGGGAGGCCAAUCAUCAGCUACCGCAAACCGUCUCAUGAUGCGCAAGAGAGCCAUUGUGGGGAGUGCCGCUUCUUCAGCACCAGUUGAUGACAGCACAGCCUUAGAAACGUUGAAAGAAAGAGAGGAAAUGAGUCACAAUAAUCCAUCCCAGUACUUGGUUUUCUCGAAAGUACUUCCUUCACCACAAGCAUCGCCAGCAGGUAGCAUACUGAAACGUAGGCACAACCAGGAUGAGAGUGGUGAUGAUAUUGAUUCACCGGUUAACAAGCGAAAACGCGUAAGUUUUCACGAUCCUCCUGUAUCUCUUACCAAGGAAUAUAUUCGACAAGUGGAAGAGUGUCGUCCAGCAUCGGUGAGUCGCAGUCUGCAACUAAACAGCAACAUUAUGUCGUCAGCUGAUAGGGCAAAGUUUCUGAUGAGACGUAAAAGCAAAUCAGAUAGCAUUUCAGAACUGCAAAACUUUACCAACGAGCAGACAAAUGCAGCAAAGAAAACGGAUGCCGCGAUCUCCGAGAAUGCACCGAAUGACGAGAAUAUGGAAGGUGAGGAAGAGGAGCUAACAUCUUCGCCGGAAUCGUUGGAUGAGCACGAGUUCAUGAUGCAUGAUGGUACGAAUAAUAUGACCGCGCUGCAGGUCUCCUCUGACUGUAUGGAUGUGGAUGGAAAUGAAAACAAAUCUAAUUCGAAAUCAAAAAUAGACGAUGGAAAAGAACAGAAAACAUUAGGUCCAUUCAACAAGCAGCAAGGAUUCUCAGAAAUUUUAGAAAAAUCUAAUGAAACACAGAGUAAACACAUUUUCCCUUCUGAGGAUGCCGUUUUGGAGCAUGUGAUGAACCGUUACUCACUGGAUGAUAUGUUUGAGCGCUACAUUGCGGCUGGAAAAACGUUGGAAAAAACAAAGACAAUUCGAAGUUUAACAAAGGAACUUUCGUCAAAAAUGUCGGAUGAUUCAAAAACCCGUGACAUAGUGCUGGAUGAGCUAUCCGAGCGACAUUCGGUGGAAUUCCUGGACCAUGCCAUACAGGAAAACUCCAACGCUAAGGUUUGUGAACGUUUAUCAACCUUGGCGAUGAUGGAUCAUGUAUUCAAGCAGUUGCAUACUGCGUACAACGCACCGUCGGGUGAUAAAACUCCUGCUGUUCCACAGAACGAAAAAGAAGAGACAAUUCGGUUAAUAGAGAACAUUUACGAAAAUCUAUUAAGCUUGCCCAUCAUUGAAACAGAUAGUCCAAAGUUAAUAGAUCUUCGGGAGCAGUUGUUGAAACAAGGACUAGCGCGUAAAAGUCGUUUGGAGAUCAUGGCAUUGUUAGAACAUUACUUCAAAUCUUCCUCUUCAGAGUGAUCGUUGCAGCCUUCAUUUACGUAUUUUGACAACAACUGCUGCUGUGCGUGUUGGUGAAUUAAAUUUGCGAAUAGUCCUUCAAUAUCUACUAGAAGAAAAUAUUAUUUUACUAUGUCGUUUCAGAUGACGCUAAGUAUUUAUUGUAAUAUAAUUAACUUUUUAUUGUACUUGUU
Anopheles arabiensis is the source of this 6416-nucleotide messenger RNA. RefSeq names its product telomere-associated protein RIF1 (gene Rif1). The transcript has 4 exons. The record is from RefSeq and is a predicted model, not a curated record. Gene Ontology annotation, biological process: telomere maintenance. Lineage: Eukaryota; Metazoa; Arthropoda; Insecta; Diptera; Culicidae. The coding region runs from base 217 to 6243 and encodes 2008 amino acids. Gene Ontology annotation, cellular component: nucleus.